UUUCUUUUUCUUGUUUUAAUGAGAGAUCAUAUGUAUGCUCACCAUUAACAAGCGAUUAAUUAUGUGUGUAUAUUAGAAUGGGUUGAGAUUGGUUGAGGUGGACCUAAUUUUGUAACCGAAAGCAACCAUAGUGGUUUAUUCUUUGCUUAGAGGUUGCGUGGCUUUUUGGGUGUCGGAUUACAUAAACAUUAUAUGCAGUAGUUUCCACAUCCAUACAAUUAAGUUCCUUGGUCCCGCAUGCGUAGUAUUUGGCACCCAUUCAGUGGCUGGGGGGCCAAAUACACUUGGUAUUUCCACUUGGAUCGGCCGAAGUGAAGUAGUAGCCGCAUUAAUCAAUUGCCCUCAAAUUCGAUAUGGAAAUAGUGAAGCUACGGAGAGUGAUUCUCUCUUGUAAUUACAUGCUGAAACGUCCCACAAUCAAUCCCACUGUUUGCUUUUGCUUUUGCUUUUGCUUUGGCAGAGGAAGAGGAACUAGAGACUUUAACUCCCUGUCUUUAGCCAUCAGAAAUGCUGCUGCUUCUUCUUCACCUUCUAAAGCAUUACACCUCUACUCACAAAUGCAUCGCCAAUCCCUCCCCUUGGAUUCUUUCUCCUUACUCUUCACUAUCAAAGCCUGUACUCAUUUGCACAAACUCUCCCUCAUCCGCCACCUCCAUGCCCAUCUUCUCAAGCUAGGUUUCUUUUCUCACGUUUACGUUUCCUCUUCGCUUCUACAUGCUUAUGUCGUUGCCUCCUUCGCUGAUGCUCGCGUCCUGUUUGAUGAAAUGCCCCACAGAAACACUGUUACGUGGAAUACCAUGAUUACUGGCUAUUCAAAGUCGGGAGAUUUAGAGACAGCGCGUUCUCUCUUUGAGAUAAUGCCUUCGAGGGAUCUUGCUUCCUGGUCUGCCAUGAUCGCUGCUUACAUCAACAAUGACCAUUGGGCCACCGGGUUAACACAUUUCCGCCAAAUGAUUGCGAUUGACCAAUUAAAACCUGACCAAGUCACCCUCGGAUCCAUUUUAACCAAGUGUGCUCACAUGGGUUCAAUUGGGUUGCGGCUGGGAAAGUCAAUUCACGGGUUUACUGUGAGAAACAAUUGGGAGUUGAAUGUGGAACUUGGUACCGUUCUGGUUGACAUGUACGCCAAGUGUGGACUAUUAAACAAUGCUUGCCAAGUCUUUGAUAUGAUGCAAGACAGGAAUGUCGUGACUUGGACUGCAUUGAUUUGUGGGUCUGCACAACAUGGCUACGGCAACAAAGCGUUGACUAUAUUUGAGAUAAUGAAAGAAAUGGGUGUUAGACCCAAUGAAUUAACAUUCACGGGGAUCCUUAGCGGUUGUGCACAAGCAGGGCUGGUUGAGGAGGGCCGAAGAUAUUUUAAAUUGAUUGAAGAGUACGGGUUAAAGCCAAGAAUUCAGCAUUACGGUUGCAUGGUCGAUUUGCUUGGAAAGGCGGGGCUGUUAGGGGAGGCGUAUGAGGUUAUUAGGACAAUGAGCCUCGAACCCAAUGUUGUUGUGUGGAGCUCCUUCCUGUCGGCUUGUAAGGUACAUAAGCAGUUUGAGAUGGUGGAAAGAGUGGUGGAGCGGGUUCUGAGAAUGGUAAAGCCAAAAGAUGAUGGAGGGGUUUACACUCUCAUUUCUGAUUUGUAUAUCUUGAGUAAUAAGUGGGAUGACGCUGAAAGAAUCAGGAAGCUAAUGGUUAACCAAAACGUGAAGAAGGCAAGAGGGUCUAGUUUCAUCUGAAGUUGAACAGCUUUCAUCCCUUUGUGAAGGCUCUUGAACUUGGGGCAGAACUUCAGCAAGUACAUCUGCAAAUUAAACUCCAACCCAAGCUUCUCUGGCAGCACACAAGAGAGAGAUCUAGAAGAACGGUCUAACAAAAACGAGCUGUACGCUCAAUGGUGAGAAUGAUUGGGGGUUUCACUGUUUCAGACCUUGUGCCAUAGGUCAACUCUUGUUGACCACUAUGAUUUUCUUAAUUUACAUGUUUAAAUCAGGUAAACUUAAUGAUGGAAGGUUAUAAGCCAAAAAGAGAUGUUAUGCUUUGAUUGGAGGGAUGAAAAAAAAGAUUGGGGGGGGGUGUGGAUGGAUGGGGGAUACUUAGGAAAGCAAAGGUAUCUCCCUCACUUUUUGUUUGGUUGGAUGGAAUGGAUAGUAGAAAAAAUGGAUGUGGUGACAUUUAUAUAUGAUAAUUAUUUAAGCUUAAUGUGAUAGUUGUAAACUUUGUGUUGUAUCUAAUUUUGUGGAUGGAUAAACGCCUACUGCAAAGGCACAUUAUAUAGGGAAAUUGGAAAAUGGGAAGGUCUUUG
Messenger RNA from Cornus florida, 2290 nucleotides. Its product is annotated as pentatricopeptide repeat-containing protein At5g66520-like. The transcript is spliced from 2 exons. Lineage: Eukaryota; Viridiplantae; Streptophyta; Magnoliopsida; Cornales; Cornaceae. The coding region runs from base 354 to 1724 and encodes 456 amino acids. Gene Ontology annotation, molecular function: RNA binding; protein binding. Gene Ontology annotation, biological process: RNA modification. The record is from RefSeq and is a predicted model, not a curated record.